CAAUUUAGUUCGCCUGUUUCUGGAGGCAACUAUAAGUAUAUGCGUACUUUGAAAUUGAAAACUAAAGGAGAUAGCGCUGUACGGCUUCGAACAUUGGCGUUAACUCUGAUUGUCAAAAGUUGACGUUUGACAAUUCAAUGACCUAAAACAUAUGGCGCAGUACAGCGCUAUCUGUUUCGGCUGUCAAACUGGGUGCCACGUUUUUCUUAGACUUAAUUACAAUCAAUAUCUCUUUGCCCAUACCUAAUGUGGGCUUAGAAAGCCACUGGCUGGUUGGCUAACUUGUCAUUUGACUAGGAAUUGAUGACGGUGGCAGUUAUGAGGACUCUGAUAAUCCUUGCAAUUAAUAGAUUUCGCUACACCUGCCCACGUUGUUAUUUUACCAAAUACUGCAAAGAGGUAGCGGAGACCAUCGGCAUCGUAGGAUGGGUGAAGAACUCAAAACAAGGCACCAUCGUGGGCAAAAUACAAGGAGUUAAGCCCCUAAUGGAUCAAAUGAUCGAAUGGCUGAGCACCGUGGGCUCGCCGGGCUGCAAAAUACAGAAGUGCGACCUGACCAACAGUCAGCAGCUGGCUCGCCUUGACUACCACGAUUUCACCAUACGGUUUUGAAAAUUGCAAACGAGUUUGAAUUGUUACUUUUGAAAUAAAUAAAUACGGUUUUUAUUGUUCAAGUUGUCCGAAUACAUACACUGUAAUAGCGGUCAGCAGUAGGUAUAGUAUAUAAGUGUAGGUAUUGCAUGUGGAAGAGAUGUCACAUACAGCAAUAAUGUAUAUGUUUAAAGCUAUGUUCAGACUUGUCUCGAACAAUCCCAUCAAAAACAUAAAUGUGAAAUGAGAGCCAAGUUCAUUAUUAAGAAUAUGCUUGUUUGUUGAUUUCGCUGGCAAAACAAUUAAGAUCUAUAUGGGUGCCAAUGGUGUUCUAUAGUUCACUUAGGAUGUAAUUAAAGUUAAAGAUUUGUCUUGGCCAGUUUUUACGUACAGGCUAUAUUAUAUGUAUUUGUCUAUGUUACUUUUCUAAAAUUUAGUUUGUUGGUAUAUAAACUAGCCAAAACAAAUCCUGUAUAUAUAGAUAUAGAUCUCAAUUGUUUUCCCGGCAAAGUCAACAACGACGCAUACUCGUAUUCUUAAUAUUGAGCUUGGCUCUCAUUUCACCUUUAUGUUUUCGAUGGGAUCUCUUAUACCAAAGUGACUUCUCAUAUAUGUAUUUAGAUUUUAGGUAUGCAUUUUGUAAGACGUUUUAACCUCUUGUUGUAGAUGUCCGGUGUUUUCGCCGGUAACCGGACCAUAUUACGUGACUACGUCCAGUUUUGUAUGUGGCUACCGCACAGCUACACCCAAGAAAACAAGACAUCGUCACUGAGCCCGGACAAUUGUCCGGCGAAAACACCGGACGUUUACAACCGGCCUAAUAAUGAUGCAAGCCGUGAUGCUGUGCUAUUUAUCGGGAGCGGAAAACUUGACCAAUAAACUGCUGAACAAGUAGCCGAAUUCGAACUUUAGAAAUUACAACUUGUCUUGAUAUUGAUUUGAGAUGCCUCGCAGUGAGUCUCGCGUGCACAAAUACACAUAUUGAGGUAAGUACGACUGAGAUGCACUGAGAUGAAUGUCUGUUGAUGACUAACACAAGUAAGACAACGCCUAUUAAACACAGCCAAAUGAACACAAACACGAAUAAACACGCCAUCACGAAUAUUCACCGAAGAAGCAUAGGAAAAAAAGCAAAGGGCUUUGGAUUUUUAAAGUUCGAAUCCAGUUCCAGGGCUUAGGUUUUUCACUUUAACAUAGAAAAACAAGGUAAUACUCGUAAGAAUUAAUGGACAAAGUGUGUAAAUUGCCUCCUUUUUAUAUAUUUUUAUUUAUGAGUCGCUUAUGAUUUGAUAAGAUUGUUCAUGUUUCUUAUUUUGGGAAGUGUAUCAAAUUAAACAUUUACUUAUAAAAUAAAUAGUAAAGUCUA
Molecule: messenger RNA, 1957 nt
Organism: Cydia pomonella (codling moth)
Lineage: Eukaryota; Metazoa; Arthropoda; Insecta; Lepidoptera; Tortricidae
Product: acylphosphatase-2
Exons: 3
Coding region: 304-612 (102 amino acids)
Molecular function (GO): acylphosphatase activity
Source: RefSeq, a predicted model, not a curated record